CGCCUCCUGCCCUCCCGGCGGGCUCCCAGGCUCGGGGAAGCGCUACUUCCUGCCCGGGUCCCACGAGGAGCCAAGCGGCGCCCAGGUUGCCGUCCCUUCUUAGAAUUGUGAAAUCCUGACAGGUUCAGAUGGUGUUGCCUCUUCUGAUAUGCUUUGCAUUCCUGGCCAGCAAAGAUGGCUGUGACCCUACACACCGAUGUGGGAGAAAUUAAAAUAGAGCUAUUCUGUGAAAGAGCACCCAAGGCAUGUGAAAAUUUUCUGGCACUCUGCGCUAGUAACUACUACAAUGGCUGUAUUUUUCACCGGAAUAUCAAAGGAUUUAUGGUGCAGACUGGAGAUCCAACAGGCUCCGGAAAAGGAGGAAAUAGCAUUUGGGGCAGAAAAUUUGAAGAUGAAUACAGUGAAUACUUAAAACACAGUGUCCGUGGAGUUGUUUCUAUGGCAAAUAAUGGUCCAAAUACAAAUGGGUCUCAAUUCUUCAUCACCUACGGCAAACAGCCACACCUGGACAUGAAAUACACCGUGUUUGGAAAGGUAAUCGAUGGCUUGGAUACCCUGGAUGAGCUGGAGAAACUGCCAGUCAACGAGAAGACAUUCCGCCCCCUUAAUGACGUCCAUGUUAAAGAUGUUACAAUCCACGCAAACCCUUUUGCUCAGUAGCUGCAAAGCGCCCAUGCACAUUCCUGGGUUAAAAAACUGCUGGUGGGUCUUUGAAGACACAUGGGCUUGUGCCUUCUCUUGGAAUUACGGUCUUCCUAAGCUGUUCAAAUUUCAGCAUUUCAUGGGGGGGAACGCCACCGUUUGAUGUGUGAAAUUGUACACAUUUAACAAACCUGGGCUAAUGUUUUUAAAAUAAAUAAAUAUAUAUAUAUA
This is a messenger RNA of Podarcis muralis (Common wall lizard), 873 nucleotides long. RefSeq names its product peptidylprolyl isomerase like 3 (gene PPIL3). Gene Ontology annotation, cellular component: catalytic step 2 spliceosome. The record is from RefSeq and is a predicted model, not a curated record. Gene Ontology annotation, biological process: protein peptidyl-prolyl isomerization; protein folding. Gene Ontology annotation, molecular function: peptidyl-prolyl cis-trans isomerase activity. Lineage: Eukaryota; Metazoa; Chordata; Lepidosauria; Squamata; Lacertidae.